Messenger RNA from Phycomyces blakesleeanus NRRL 1555(-), 303 nucleotides. RefSeq lists its product as hypothetical. NCBI's taxonomy places the organism in Eukaryota, Fungi, Mucoromycota, Mucoromycetes, Mucorales, Phycomycetaceae. The transcript is spliced from 4 exons. Bases 1 to 303 code for a protein of 100 amino acids. The record is from RefSeq and is a predicted model, not a curated record.
AUGAUUAUGAUUAUGAUUAUGGUUACGGUUACAGUUACAUUUACAGCUAGGGUCACGGUUAUGACUAUAGAUUGGUAUUUUGGAUUUUUAUUUUUCUCACACAUCCUUGUAAAUUUACAAAGCUCGUUCGAUUAUUUUGAGUUAAUUGUUACAAGACCAAUAUAUAAGAUCUUCUUUAUCAUUGAGUACAACAUUCUCCGUCUCUGGAAAUCUGCCUUUAAAGAACAAAAAUUAACCAUGACUUCUCCGAUGAAAAGAGUGUGCGACCCAAAACGCGCUGCACAAUUGCCUACAGCUGCAUGA